Messenger RNA from Centropristis striata (black sea bass), 2426 nucleotides. RefSeq names its product ELOVL fatty acid elongase 7a (gene elovl7a). Gene Ontology annotation, biological process: fatty acid elongation, polyunsaturated fatty acid; fatty acid elongation, monounsaturated fatty acid; sphingolipid biosynthetic process. The coding region runs from base 184 to 1095 and encodes 303 amino acids. Gene Ontology annotation, cellular component: endoplasmic reticulum membrane; endoplasmic reticulum. The transcript has 8 exons. The record is from RefSeq and is a predicted model, not a curated record. Gene Ontology annotation, molecular function: fatty acid elongase activity. Lineage: Eukaryota; Metazoa; Chordata; Actinopteri; Perciformes; Serranidae.
AUUUAAAUCUGACAACACCGGCGCGUCGACGUGAAAACGUGCCCGUGAUUACUGAAACACUUCCUGUCACUGAGUUGGACGGUAGCUGUUGGACCUGUUUUUCUUCAAUUGUGUCACCUGGUCCUCAUCAACUCUGCUACCUGUUGAGGAUUACAGCCAUACUGGCGUGGAAAUGGAUCUAACAUGGGUGAACUGCAAGGAUCUUGUCUGAAAAUGGAACUGAAUUAUAUAAAGUCCUCAGCUGCACAAAUUUAUGAUGAGUUCCUCCAAAAUGCAGACAAACGGACGGGUACCUGGUUGUUUAUGUCGUCCCCUUUCCCCCAGGGGCUCAUCAUCGUAGCCUACGUUUACUUUGUCACAUCGCUGGGGCCACGGAUAAUGGAGAAUCGCAAAGCCUUCGACCUCAAAGGAGUUCUCAUAGUCUACAACUUCAGCGUGGUGGCUCUCUCGCUCUACAUGUGCUAUGAGUUUGUGAUGUCAGGAUGGGGAACCGGAUACUCUUUUCGCUGCGACCUGGUCGACUACGAAUCACCACAGGGCGUCCGGAUGGCGGCAACAUGCUGGCUUUACUACUUCUCAAAGUUCAUUGAGAUGUUGGACACGGUCUUCUUUGUGCUGAGGAAGAAGAAUAGCCAGGUGACAUUUCUUCAUGUCUACCAUCACUCAAUCAUGCCCUUCACCUGGUGGUUUGGAGUCAAGUUUUCUGCAGGUGGGAUGGGGACAUUUCACGCCUUGCUCAACUGUAUCGUCCAUGUUAUCAUGUACUCGUACUACGGCCUGACUGCUCUGGGACCCAACUAUCAGAAGUACCUGUGGUGGAAGAAAUACCUCACUUCCAUUCAGCUGAUCCAGUUUGUAAUGGUGACAAGCCACAUCUCCCAGUAUUUCUUCAUAAAGGACUGCCCCUACCAGUUCCCCAUCUUUAUCUACAUCAUCGGCUCGUACGGCCUGAUUUUCCUGUUCCUGUUCCUCAACUUCUGGUACCACGCCUACACCAAGGGCAAGAGGCUGCCUAAAGUACUGCAGAAUCAGUCGUGGGCACACCACAGCAACGGAGUUAUGAACGGAAACGCCAAUCAUGACAAAGACGAGUGAGGCAGGACUCGGCUUGUCGGGGGGGUUUGGGGGUUGACGUCAUUUAUGUAAACAAACCACUGCAGUCUGAGAUUCUACCCCAAAUUAGUUUGGACUGCAUUUUCUGAUUGGUUUUCUACUUGAAACUGCAAAAGACAAUCUUUAAACUUUGACCAAAGCUUUAUUUAAGAAGUUUAUUUACUCAAGUUGAAGGGUUUUAUCUUGUUUGUUUUUUUUUGUUUACAAUGAAGGUAGCGCCCAAGUUCUGCUAUGGAAGUUUCCAAAUACCCCUCCUUCUACUACAGUAUGGUUUAAAAAAAAAGAAUUUCAAGCGUCUAAAAUCAACUACACUAUUCACACGACUAUAGGGCUUCACCUAUUGUAGGACUGUGGGACCCUCUGCUAUACAGUCAAACUGGGUUCCCUUAAAGAGGUUCUGAUGCAGAGAUUGUGUGACUUAACGUUACUUCUCUGAAGACUCUUUUUUUAGGAAAUCCAGCUUUGGGUUUUUAAAGUUGUGCACUGAAAAGUUGUUUAUUUCACCUGGCUGUUUCGAGGUCAAUUUUUUUUAUUUUUAUAAAUGGUGUUCAGGCUACACAUGUCCUGUUCAGGUCAUUGUUAAAUGGUUAAAUGCAACAGGGUGUUUUUAGUUUGAUCACAUACAUGGCCACUUCUCUAUGGUUUGAGUCACAACUGCUGCUGAUGGUACAGAUUUUCAUUGAAAAGAGCUGUCUUUUAUACAUUAGAAUCAGUUAUUAUCUUAUGAAGCAAUGGUGUGACAAAGAUGCCAGGGAGACAGGCAGAUGGACCUCUGUGGUUCUUGUAGGAUCCAGAGCAUGAGCUAGAGUUUGACUACUUCAUUACUACAAAAGAACUGUAUUUCAGGACUGCACAGUUACAUUAAUUCAGCCGACCAGUCAGAAAAACACGAGCAGUCUUGCUUGCCUGCUUUCUUUUAAGUAUUUUGCUUCAUGUGUUGAAGUUCUGUGACUAAUGAGGUCUUCAGGUAGUGCCUUUUUAGACUGAGCUCUGGAGUAGUUUUAUAUCAAGUUAUGAUGAUCUUAAAACUAAAGUGAAUGUAACACUCUGCUCCUUUUGGUGACGGAGAACACAGGAUCGAGCUUGACGUGGAAAGAGUUACACUGUUUUAUUCAGGUGCAAGCCCAUGUUAACACUACAGACAUGCAGAUACACAUUGCAUAUAUAAAUGGGGGUUAAACUUUAUUUUUCCCAGUUCCUUGUCUGAUCCCUUAUUAUACAAAUAGUUAAACCUGUAAGAAAUGAUGUGAAAUUAUGUUUAUAUUGUAUUUUAUAUGUAUUUAUACAAAAAUAAAUGAUCAUUGUACUUUGAA